AUGUCAAAAUUCAGUGUCUGGUUCCAAUCCAACGAUAUUUUCGUCGUUUCAACCGAGACUUUUGCGAAACAAGCUGUUCACGCAAUCGGCAAUUUCGAGUUGAUUUGUGGUUGUUGGCAGCACGAUUUGCAGAUAGCCUUGUGUUCUCUCAUCAGUCCAUGGCUAUUUAAACAAUUCUUUGUCCCAUUCGGAAUGUUGGGAGUUCAUCGGAAACGAGUCGAAAAUUUCCAAAAAAGACAUAUA
Messenger RNA from Mesorhabditis belari, 243 nucleotides. The record is from the annotation of a GenBank genome assembly. NCBI's taxonomy places the organism in Eukaryota, Metazoa, Nematoda, Chromadorea, Rhabditida, Rhabditidae.